Didymodactylos carnosus is the source of this 522-nucleotide messenger RNA. Lineage: Eukaryota; Metazoa; Rotifera; Eurotatoria; Philodinida; Philodinidae. The record is from the annotation of a GenBank genome assembly.
AUGAAUAGUGGUGAGGAGAAGCGACAUAUUUGGUUAGAUAGUACGGGGUAUGGCAGAAUACGUUCAGGCGAUGGAAGAGGAAGACGUAUAGCAAUAAGUCCAAUGAUAAGUAGUGCAGGUUUUCAUUUACCAUCAGUUGAUAUUUUUGAAUGUAAUGAAGUGCACAGUAUGGAUUCAAGUCGUUUUGUUAAAUGGCUUUGGGAAACUUCGUGUACAUUAAGAGGUGAAAAUGAUGACGCUAAAAUAUGCACUAUUAUUCAUAAUGCCACAUGCCAUAAUGAGCAGACCGAUGAGACAAAAUUACCAAAGUGUGCAUGGAAAAAGUCAGAGAUUGUACAAUGGUUAGAUGAUCACAAGGUGCCUUAUUUGAACUUGUAUACCAAAGCAGAAUUACUCGAGCUAGCAGUUGCUUAUGCACCAGAAAAGAGACUCAAAGUCGAUGAGGCGGCGAAAGAAUUCAGAGUUGAGAUUCUACGAUUACCGAUAAAGCAUUGUGUUCUCAACCCCAUAGAAUUAGCCUAA